AUGUCGCGCCGUCCAGCAAAAGGAGACUAUAUCGAAACAGACACCGGCAACAAGGUCGCCCGCAAGGCCGUCCUCGUCGGCACCCAGAACAUCAUGCUCGGCGGCAAGACCGUCAUCCAGCCCGAAGUCAUGAUCCGCGGUGACCUCGUCCGCACCGCAGCUCCGCCGCCCUCGUCUGGCGGAAACGCCGCGCCGCCAAAUACCACCGCCGUCGCCAUCGGCCGUUACUGCUUCCUCUCGCGCGCCGUGCUGCUGCGGCCGCCGGGCCGCAUCUACAAGGGCGUCUUCACGUAUAUGCCGCUGAGGAUCGGAGAUCACGUCUUCAUCGGCCAGGGGACGGUGGUGCAGGCGGCGAGCAUCGGGAAUCACGUCUAUAUCGGGAAUGGAUGCGUCAUCAACGAGUUUGCCAUCAUCAAGGACUAUGUCAAAGUCCUGGAUGGCACGAUUGUCCCUGCGAACAUGGUCAUUCCGAGCUUUUCCAUAGUGGCUGGUCAGCCGGGGCGCGUUGUGGGCGAGUUGCCUGAUGGUGCGCACGAGGAGUUUGAGCUGAGGGAUCUCUACAAGACGGUUGGCAACAAUCCACAGCCUGCGGCAGCUUGA
Molecule: messenger RNA, 600 nt
Organism: Trichoderma virens Gv29-8
Lineage: Eukaryota; Fungi; Ascomycota; Sordariomycetes; Hypocreales; Hypocreaceae
Exons: 2
Coding region: 1-600 (199 amino acids)
Source: RefSeq, a predicted model, not a curated record